UUCACACACAUCACCAGCAAGGGCGAUAUUUGCGCGCUCCCGUCACUGUCUGGCCAUUGAAAACAAAGCUAUCUGCGCGAUUUCCACUACAGCCGAGGGAAUACGAUAGAGGAAUAUUUACAUAUAGACCAAGAAACACAAAUGAAAAUGGAUUUACAGCGAAAAUAGGAACCAGCUUGACCGGGGCCUGCUUGGAGGGCACACAGACGGCAGGACGCUCCCGAAACGGAGAAAAUUUGAGCUUUUUCCGGAGUGCUUUGUUAUUAGCUAGCUAGCUUUCUAGCUAGCUAGCCAUCAUUGUCAUUUUUGUAGCUAGCCUGCUAGCUAUCUUGCUGAAAGCGAGAGAAACACCGCCAUGUUGUUAUCAAAGAGCGAGUGUUAAGAAGCCGAUUCUUGAAUUAAAAACGGGAUAUCCCUGCACCCUGUCCACUGGUUUGAAACAGGGACCCCGAAUCAGUGCUGCAGCCGCGGAUCCCUCUAUUGUCGGCGACAUGGCGGAGCAGAGCUACUCUUCUUGGGCGUACUCCCUCGUGGACUCCAGCCAGGUCUCCACCUUCCUCAUCUCCAUCCUCCUCAUCGUCUACGGCAGCUUCAGAUCGUUAAACAUGGACUGUGAGAACCAGGAGAAGGACAAGGAUGGGAAUCCCUCUCCAGCAGGCGCCUUCAACACCAACACCAACAACAGUAUUCAGACUAUUGAUUCUACACAGGCUCUCUUCCUGCCAAUCGGGGCCUCUGUGUCUCUCCUCGUCAUGUUCUUCUUCUUCGACUCUGUCCAGGUGGUCUUCACCAUCUGCACUGCAGUCCUCGCCACCAUAGCGUUUGCGUUCCUCCUGCUGCCAAUGUGCCAGUAUCUGACCCGGCCCUGCGCUCCACAGAACAAGAUAUCCUUUGGCUGCUGUGGGCGCUUCACCUUGGCCGAGCUGCUCUCCUUCUCCCUGUCCGUCAUGCUCGUGCUCAUCUGGGUGCUGACAGGACACUGGCUACUGAUGGACGCCCUGGCUAUGGGUCUGUGUGUGGCCAUGAUCGCCUUUGUCCGGCUGCCCAGUCUCAAAGUCUCGUGCUUGCUGCUGUCUGGACUGCUCAUCUACGACGUCUUCUGGGUUUUCUUCUCCGCCUACAUCUUCAACAGCAAUGUGAUGGUGAAGGUGGCCACGCAGCCUGCAGACAACCCGCUGGACGUGCUCUCGCGCAAACUGCACCUCGGACCCGGCGUGGGCCGGGACGUGCCCCGCCUUUCCCUCCCCGGAAAACUGGUCUUCCCCAGUUCCACAGGUAGCCACUUCUCCAUGCUGGGUAUCGGGGACAUCGUGAUGCCGGGCCUGCUGCUCUGCUUCGUCCUGCGCUACGACAACUACAAGAAGCAGGCGAGCGGGGAGGCGGUGGGGCCGGGGAACAUGUCCGGCCGCAUGCAGCGCGUGUCCUACUUCCACUGCACCCUCAUCGGAUACUUCGUGGGUCUGCUGACUGCCACCGUGGCUUCCAGGAUCCACCGUGCCGCCCAGCCUGCGCUGCUGUACCUGGUGCCCUUCACCCUCCUGCCCCUGCUCACCAUGGCCUACCUGAAGGGGGACCUGCGACGCAUGUGGUCCGAGCCGUUCCACACCAAGGCCAGCAGCUCGCGUUUCCUGGAGGUAUGAUGGACCAUCAGCGGCAGCCCCGCCCCCUGGGGAGAACAGAGGGAUCCCUGUACUGCUGAGAGAGAGAGAGAGAGAGAGAGAGAGCGCACGGGAAAGCAGAGGAGGACAUCCCUCCAUCAGACACGCUCCCUCGUUCCCUCGUUUCUCUGUUUCGACACCCUGUCCUCGUCUGGCCAAAAUGACACACAGGUCCCACCCACCGCUGCAGCCAGACUGAUCGCGCUCCUCCCACUCUCCCUUAGCCCCGCCCCCGGCCCGCGGCCCCUCCCACCUCAAUAGUGUGCACCUCUCUCUCGGACUGGAAUUUGGAUUCCUCUGCUCUAUGGAGGUCAUCUUCGUCUGUUCACCACCCAUCCCUUCUUCCCUCCCUCCCUCCCUACAUCUCUCUCUUUCUCCCCCCAUCUUCAGGACACAGUUGAAGCCUCGCUAACGGACAGCUCGUGAACAGUGAUCGGGGCUCUUGGAAUCUUGUGUGUUUUUUCUUUGUUUUUUAUAUGGUUUGAAAGGACAGCGGAUGUGGAACUGCUGGGUAAUGAGGUAGCGGGUGAGGCGCUACAGGACAGCGCAAGCCCCGCUCAGUCUGGGACUAUCGGCCGGUCAGCACACUGAGGCCACCACUGCUUCUUCUCUCUCCUCCUGCCUCUCUCUCUCUCUGUACCUCUCACUCUCUCUCCCUCUGUCUCUCUCUCUGUACCUCUCACUCUCUCUCUCUCUGUACCUCUCACUCUCUCUCUCUCUCUCUACCUCUCUCUCUCUCCCACUCUCUCUCUCCUCUCUCUCUCUCUCUGUACCUCUUUCCCCUCCCAGGUAUUCACAGAUACAUGUAUUUUAUUUAGAAGAUUUUAUUCUUGGAAUAUAUGGACAUACAAAUUGAGUGUCUGUGUGUGCGACUGGGCGUGUGCGAGUGUGUGAGUGUGUCUGUGCAGAUGUGUGUGAUUACAUCUCUGUGUAUAUUUGUCUGCACACACAUGAUGGUUGUCAGUUUAGGGGGAGCACGUUUGGGGACUCGUUCAGUUUUGGAACUGCUGUGGAACAGACGGGGGGGG
This is a messenger RNA of Anguilla anguilla (European eel), 2686 nucleotides long. RefSeq names its product signal peptide peptidase 3 (gene sppl3). Gene Ontology annotation, molecular function: aspartic endopeptidase activity, intramembrane cleaving. Gene Ontology annotation, biological process: membrane protein proteolysis. Gene Ontology annotation, cellular component: lumenal side of endoplasmic reticulum membrane; cytoplasmic side of endoplasmic reticulum membrane; Golgi-associated vesicle membrane. Lineage: Eukaryota; Metazoa; Chordata; Actinopteri; Anguilliformes; Anguillidae. The transcript is spliced from 11 exons. The record is from RefSeq and is a predicted model, not a curated record. Bases 492 to 1640 code for a protein of 382 amino acids.